AUCUCAGGCGCACUACAAGCACUCUCUUACGUCGACAUCCACCAAGGAGAGAGCCGAUACAACAACACGGUUGAUCUGCUCAAACACAAAAAUCUACCUGCUCUCUGAAUCAUGUCGUUGAGCCCAAAGCACACUACGCCUUUUUCAGUGACAGACAUUUUGAGUCCAAUCGAGGAGACCUACAAGAAGUUUGGAGGCAUGGACGGCGCAGGGAACCUAACCUCUCCACUGGGAGCCUACCGGCAGCCUCAGGUGUCUCAGACCGGCAUGCAACAGCACUCCAUGGGCCACAACGGCACCGUGGCCACCACCUAUCACAUGCCGCACAGCGUCUCCCAGUUCUCCCACAGCGCAAUGGGGGGAUACUGCAAUGGGAGCAUUGGCAACAUGGGAGACCUCCCGUCGUACCAGGAAAGCAUGCGGAAUAGCGCAGCAGCCACAGGCUGGUACAGCGCCAACCCCGAUCCCAGAUACUCCACAAUUUCUAGAUUCAUGGGACCUUCCACAGGUAUGAACAUGGCUGGCAUGGGGGGUCUCACAGGAAUGGCUGACGCCAGCAAAGCCAUGCCAGCUCUGCACGCGGCGCCCAGGAGGAAACGGCGCGUCCUCUUCUCGCAAGCGCAGGUCUACGAGCUGGAGAGGAGGUUUAAGCAGCAGAAAUACCUGUCGGCGCCGGAACGGGAGCACCUGGCGAGCAUGAUCCACUUGACGCCGACCCAAGUGAAAAUAUGGUUCCAGAACCACCGGUACAAGAUGAAGCGCCAGGCCAAGGACAAGGCGGCGCAGCAGCUGCAGCAGCAGGCGCAACAGGACGGCAACCUGUGCCAGCAGCAGCAGGCUCAGCAGCAGCAGGCGCAGUCCCCGAGGCGCGUGGCCGUGCCAGUGCUGGUGAAGGACGGCAAACCGUGUCAGAACGGCUCCAACACGCCGACGCAGAACCAGCAGCAGAACCAGCAGCAGCAGCAGAACCAGCAGCAGCAGCAGAACGGAGCCGGGGUGGUGCUGGCCGGGUCUGCGGGCGGCCUGGGUCAGCAGCACCAGGGCCAGCAGCAGCACCAGGGCCAGCAGGUGAACGCUUUGGAGCUGGAGGAGAUGUCACCGAGCCCCCCCUCACUGCACAGCCAGCUCAACAUGGCCCAGAUAGACACAUCAGCUGUAGAUUACACCAAUAACAUGGUCAGCUCAAACCUUCUCUACGGCAGAACGUGUUUUCUCCCAGCUCACCGUUGCCACGGUAAUGGCCAGCUGCCAGUCUGCGGAUUACCGCUCAAUAGGGCCAGCACUGGAGAGCGGCUCAGUGAAGCACAUCCAAUCAAAGAGCAUCCAAAUCCCUUUGUGGGGGUGGUGAGGGGACAAGUGAAUGAAGGGGGAGAGAGUGAGAGGGAGGGGGUGAGUUUGGGCGGCCAGCCCCUCCUCGGGCUGCUGUCCUGUCUGUGCAGCUAG
This is a messenger RNA of Menidia menidia (Atlantic silverside), 1443 nucleotides long. Lineage: Eukaryota; Metazoa; Chordata; Actinopteri; Atheriniformes; Atherinopsidae. The record is from the annotation of a GenBank genome assembly.